Branchiostoma belcheri (Belcher's lancelet) is the source of this 4174-nucleotide messenger RNA. RefSeq names its product WD repeat-containing protein 24-like. The record is from RefSeq and is a predicted model, not a curated record. Gene Ontology annotation, biological process: positive regulation of TOR signaling. Bases 100 to 2529 code for a protein of 809 amino acids. The transcript is spliced from 6 exons. Gene Ontology annotation, molecular function: protein binding. NCBI's taxonomy places the organism in Eukaryota, Metazoa, Chordata, Leptocardii, Amphioxiformes, Branchiostomatidae.
GAGGGUAUGACUUUUUCUUAGCUGAAAAAUGGGAGGGUCUAGGGUGGAAUUCUCUCCAAGUUCUCCCUGAAUUCUGCCUGACAAGUUCCGCCUUGUACCAUGGCGAACCUAAAGGAGGUCCGUGACCGUGUGAUGGGCAGUAUGGGCCGGACCAUGUUCACACAUGUAGCGGAGGGACCCAUCAACGCCUUGAGUACCUGCAGGGACGGCUCCCAAGUCGUCUUAGCGGGCCGAAACGUCUUCAAGAUAUACGGCAUCGAGGAUGAAGAGUUUCUAGAGAGAGCAAAUCUGAGAGUCGGCAGGAAGCUGUCACUGAACUUCAGCUGUGCAGAUGUAGCCUGGCACCAGCUGGAUGACAACCUCCUGGCGACUGCAGCUACAAACGGGGCGGUCAUCACCUGGAACCUCAGCAAGAGUUCCCGCUCCAAACAGGACCAAGUCUUCACCGAGCACAAACGCACAGUCAAUAAGGUAUGUUUCCACCCGACAGAGCUGCAUGUGUUACUGAGCGGUUCCCAGGACGGUACAGUCAAACUGUUUGACCUGCGUAAGAAGGAGAGUGCGAGUACCUUCCACGGCAGGUCAGAGAGCGUCAGGGACGUGCAGUUUAACCCUCACAGGGACUACUACUUCUCUUUUGCAUCUACUCAUGAGAACGGCAACGUGCUACUCUGGGACCUGCGCCGACCAGACAAGGCGGAACGUUUCUUCACCGCGCACAGUGGCCCUGUCUUCUGCUGCGACUUCCACCCCGACGACAAAUCGUGGCUGGCGACCGCCGGGAGGGACAAGGCCAUCAAAGUGUGGGAAGUGGUGCCGUACAAGCAGAUACAGGAGGUGCACUGUGUGCAGACUAUCGCCUCGGUCGGCCGGAUCAAAUGGCGCCCACAGAGAAGGUACCAUAUAGCCAGCUGCUCCCUCCUGGUAGACUUCAGUAUUAACAUCUGGGACAUUCGCAGACCGUACAUCCCGUUUGCAGCCUUUGAGGAGCACAGAGACGUGACGACGGGGAUCACGUGGCGCCAGGAUCCACACAUCUUUCUCUCGUGUUCCAAGGACUGCACCGUGUACCAGCACGUCUUCCGCGAUGCCAAACGCCCGGCCGACCACGCUAACCCCAUGGGACUGUGUUUUAACGUCAAAGGAGACAUCUCCUUCGCCGCGAGCGAGGCUUUGGGCGGCGGAGGGAGGGGUAAGGGAGGGUCGGGAAUGUACGCGUCCACUCGACUUCCGUCUUUCUUCCGCAAAAACCCUGACCCAACCGAACAGUUCCGUUCCGUCAACAGCAACCUGAGCGUCUUUACAAACAGGACCCAGGAGAACCCCACGGCUAUGGACUGGUUUGUCAAGACGGCGGAAAACUACUGUUUAACCGGUCGGCCCUUGUCGGAACUUUGCGAACACAACGCACAAGUGGCGCGCCAACUGGGGCGGCACCAAAUAGUGCAGACUUGGCUCAUGCUGAAGCUCAUAUUUGCAGGAUUGGGUACAGUAAGUGAUAAAGGUGUUGUCACCAGUCCUAGUUUAGGUAGGAUAGUGUCUCUGUCCACAACUGGUGGGCAGGGGGAUCUACUAGACAGAGUAUCACAGCAUAACGAGACUUCGACAGUAACAGACAUGCAGGAGGCUAAAAGUACAGAACCGCCCGGCAUUACGAAGGAGAAAGAUCCGUCAGAACCAGGCGAGGCUGAGCCUAAAUCAGCUCUGCCACAGUCACAAGCCACAGACAACCCUGCACACGCAGACCUCACACACGUACACGGAGACUUCUUCUUCGGGGACGGAGAAGGGGGCGGAGCCUACAACGACUACGACAGCCUGCCCAACAUGGACCACAUCCAGGACUGGACCCUGCCCGGCGAGGCCUUCCAGCCGCGCCACGAGAUCAUCGACCGCAAUCCCUCCCCGGAGGAGCUGGACCGCCCUGACUCCCCCACCAGCAUCAACGAGUCGGAGACCGUCAGUCUGAGCAACGAGAAGUUCCUGAAGGGGACGGUUCUCAGUCCCACUCCCAUGAACCCCUCCUUCCUGGACGUGCGGCUGAUGUCCCCGCUGGUGGUGGACAUGCUGCAUCACUACGCUGAGCAGGGCGACGUACAGAUGACUGUCUCUGUCAUGAUCGUACUGGGGGACCACCUGAAGGACCAGGUGGAGGAGCAGAUCCAGGAACACUGGCUCAUGUCGUACGUGGACAUGCUGGGCUGCUUCAAGCUGUGGAUGGUCGCCACGGAGAUCAUCAAACUCAGCUACCUGAUCGGGGUACCGAGUGUGGGCACACUGAACCAGAACUCCACAUCUAUCCACUCUAACUGUAACCACUGCAGCAAGCCACUCACACAGAAGGGCUGGCUCUGUACAAGAUGUCAGAAGUUGGUGAACACGUGUUCUGUGUGUCACCACGUGGUGAAGGGUCUGUACGUGUGGUGUCAGGGCUGCAGUCAUGGCGGUCACAUCCACCACAUCCAGGAGUGGCUCCGCACUAACCGGCAAUGUCCAGCAGGCUGCGGCCACUGCUGCCAGUACACCUGACCAGCACAACACUGGACUGGAGAUAGAUAUAUAGAAUACAACACGGUGUAUUCCGUAUCACCCGAGGUACCAGCCUGACCGUGGGUCGGAUCACCCGAAGGCUGGAGGGAGAUCCAAUCCGCGGGAGGGCUGGGACCGAGGGUGAUGCGGGAUGCACCGAGAGUGGAUACACCGAGGGUGAUGUCAUACCCACCCAAGAAAACAUGCCUUUCAAUGCAAAAUGAGCGUCCCUAAACCCCAAAAAUGAAACAACAUCAAUUCCAACAUCCGAAUUUUGUAUUCAAAACCAGUGCACGCAGUUAGGGCGAAAUGUGUUCGAAUCGUUCUAUGGAACAUUUGGAAGCCCGGGGCACACGCGUAAAGAAGCCCAGGUCGUACCGUAAAGUAUGUCCGGAACACCCGUAUCGAACGUAAUCGCGGCCCAGGUAUGACAUAAAUAUGAAUAUCACAUGAUGCAAGUUCAUCUGUGUUGGUGCUGGUAGUAAUCAUAUAGUACAAGUAAAACUUUAUUCCAACACAAAGAGUACACGGUGAUCACCUUCAUCAGGAUAAUUAAUACUAGUAACCAAUCAUGUGUCACGUGUCUGUAACUCUUAAUCUUGAGAGAUCACGUUGUGAAGUGAUUGGUCGUUAAUUAUCAUGAUGAAGUCGACAGUGGUCAUUGAAAAUUUGAUCCCUGUGUACUCUUUGUGUUUGAAUAACAUUGUACUACUGUAUGGUUUAUUUUGAAAGGCUCCUAACAUUGUCUCAAACAUGGCAGCCAAUACAGCUGAAUUUUGUCAAAACGUUACAUUAGAAUUAGAGACAUUGGAGACAAUUAUAGAUCAUUUAAAACAGUAUUUUCUGGGAUCAUAUUAAUUAAACAGAAAAUGUACUUGUCGGAAUAUAAAAUGAAAGCUAAAAGACUAUCACAACAAGAUUUAAAAAAAACAUAUCAACAAGAUAUUAAAUCUCAUCACAGUGAAUUAAUCAGUAAUUCUUAGCCUAAAUCAUUACUGUAUUUUCACAUGGUCACAUUAAGAAUUUAAAAAAUUUUAAUUGAUCGAGAAGGAUAUCAAAAAAUAAGGAUAGUUGCUACGUACUUGCAAGAAGUCUUCCUGGUAAAAUUUCUGGUAAAAUUUGUAACAACUUGUAGCAUUGCCGUUAACAACUUUAUUUGCAAAAACAUGUCAGAAGGCUAAUGGCUUUUACAAGGUCAAAGAUAGCACAAUACAAUAUUUAAGUGCAAAUUUAAAGUAUUCCAAGCCUUGCAACAGCAAUUUGUGUAAAACUAUUAUUAUCAUAUAGUACUGUAGUUCAAAGGUUUGGUUUUAGAAUUCAAAGUAUUGGCUCUGGUACCAGAGUAUUAUAUAUCAGUAUUAUCAUCUGCCAUGUUAUACCACAAUACACAGGCACUGUACAAAUGUAAUAAACACUUGACCAGCAUAGCCAGGUCUAAGACUCAGAAUUCACAGAAUUUGGUGCUAGUUGGAGAACAUUAUUUUGUUUCGACCGUCCAAGUUAGCCUGGGUACCAUCCAUAUCUGUUAUCCUGCUUCAGUUUGAAUGUCUGUGGUCCCAGAUGGAUUUUCUUAGCAUAUAGAGGAGUAAGGCCACAGCAAGUAAAUUUUAUGGAUGACAUCCUCCACAGACUAAAUCUAAUGCGA